AUGAGAAAUAGUAAAGACGCCAUAGAAACAUUAAUUUCACAUGGUGCCGAAAUUGAUUCUAAAGAUAAUUAUGGAAAAACUGCUCUUCGAAAUGCAGCAGAGAAAAACAGUAAAGAAGCUUUAGAAAUAUUAAUUUCACAUGGUGCAGAGAUUGAUGUUAAAGAUAAUAAUGGAAAAACUGCUCUUCAAUAUGCAGCAGAGGAAAACAGUAAAGAAGCUUUAGAAAUUCUACUUUCACAUGGUGCAAAUAUUAACGAAAAAGAUAAUAAAGGAUGGACUGCUUUAGAUUAUGCGACAAAAAAUAACUCUGAAGAAGUCCAAAAGAUUCUUAUUUCAUAUGUCGCAAAUAUUGGUCAAAAAUGA
Trichomonas vaginalis G3 is the source of this 363-nucleotide messenger RNA. Its product is annotated as ankyrin repeat and DEATH domain-containing protein family. Bases 1 to 363 code for a protein of 120 amino acids. The record is from RefSeq and is a predicted model, not a curated record. The transcript has a single exon. Gene Ontology annotation, cellular component: cytoplasm; nucleus. Gene Ontology annotation, molecular function: protein binding. Lineage: Eukaryota; Parabasalia; Trichomonadida; Trichomonadidae.